CAUUUUUAAAUAAAUGACUGAAAACAGACUGAGGUAUCCGUCAAUUUUGCGGGGUUUGGAACUAACUUAGCAGCUGUUUGCUGAGAAGUUGUCUGGACAGGUGUCACCGUAGCGGAAACGUUACUGUUAAUCCACGUGGAAGACGGGAGAUAGCUGUCCUGUGGACUGGCAGAGUGAUAGAAGAGCUGACCCAUGUAAGGAAGCAGAGGCCUCACACACACACAGACGUGCACGUACACACAAGGACUCUCCUAUGGCAGCAUUCAGUGGCACCUGGGACUCUAAGGUGAGCCGGGCUGCCCAGCCCAGACGAGAGGAGAUGCAAGCCAAGUUCAGCGCGAGUAGAAGCCCUCAGAACCAGAGUGUCAGCAACUGUAGCACUGUGCUGGAGAAGACUCAGGAAUUCUUCCAGAUCUGUGACACCGAAGACAAAGGCUUCAUCACUCGGCGGGACAUGCAGAGGCUACUGGGAGAGUUGCCCCUGAGUGCUGAGGAUCUGGAGAAUGUGUUUGACACUCUGGAUGCUGAUGGCAACGGAUACCUCACCCUGGAGGAGUUCUCUUCUGGCUUCAGCGAGUUCAUGUUCGGCCCUGCAGCAUCAGCAGCAGCUCCAGAGGCAGGUCAAGAGUCUGUCGCAGUGCAGAGUCCUCCCGAGUCGCUCUACCAGAGUCAGUGGGAGGCGAGACUCAGUGGGGGGGAGGACGACGAGGAGAAGCAUUUCUCCAUGCUGAUGGAGAACCUGGGUGCCAGCAACAUCUUUGAGGACCCAGGAGAGGUGCGCAGUUUGUGGGCUCAGCUUCGCAAGGAUGAGCCUCGCCUCCUGUCCAACUUUGAGGAGUUUCUGGCCAGGGUCACAUACCAGAUCAAAGAAGCAAACCAAGAGAAGAUGGAGAUGGAGACAGCUCUGAAAAGGAAAGCAGCUUCUCAUGAUGAUGAAAUCCAGCGUCUCUAUGAAGAAAUGGAGCAACAGAUCAAGAAUGAGAAAGACAGGAUCCUUUUACAAGAUUCUGAGAGGUUCUUGACCCGCAGUCAGGAGCUGGAGCGCCAGCUCUCCAGCAAAGAGAGAGAACUUGAACUGCUUUCAAACAAACAGAAAAGACUGGAUCACCAGUGUCGUGAGCUGCACAGUGAGCAGAGAGAGACGGCUGUGGAGAAUGUAAAACUGAAGCAGAAUAAUGAGGAGCUGGCGAGGGAGCUGGAGCACACCUCUCAGCAGCUGAGUUUAGCCCAGGAGCAGCUCAGUCUGCUGCAGGACCAGGCCUCGUGCCUGCAGGAGGAGAGAGAGCUAGAGAUGUACAGAGUUACAGAGAGCCUGCAGAGAGAGCGAGCAAGUCUACUUAAGCAACUGGAUUUGCUAAGAGAAAUGAACAAACAUUUGCGAGAUGAGCGGGAUAUAUGCUAUCAAACACCAAAGAACUCCGCUGUGACCCCCUCAUGGGCACAGAGAUCUGGAUCAAUUGCUAUGAAAUACACAGAACGGAAGCAAUCAUUUAGGAGUGAUGAUGAGGAUGAGGUGUUGCCACAUUCUAAGAGGAAGAGCACAGUGGGUGUAAGGGGCCACAGUCUGGUUCUAGAGCAAGAGGACCAAGCAGAUGGCCAGCUUCCUCAAAGACGCCAUCUCCCAAGGGUCAUCUCCAUCGAAGAGGACCAUCUCCCCCACCUCCUGCAGGAGGAGUACCAGGUCCAGCUCAGGGACUGGAGUGAGGAGGAAGAGGAGCUGGAAGAGGGCAUUGAUCUCCAGAUGAGCAGCAUCUACCCUGCUGCAAGCACCCCAAUCCCACAGUGCACUCCUCCAGACAGCAGGGACAUACACACCCCCACCUCACCAAGGGGACAGCCAGUGGGGAAAGAGACCCCCCAGCCUAAGGAAGGGGUGAGCUUGGGACCAGACCGCCUCUUUAAAAUUGUUCUGGUGGGCAACUCCAGUGUUGGGAAAACCUCUCUGCUGCGUCGUUUCUGUGACGACUGUUUUUACCCUGGAACCUCAGCUACUGUAGGUAUCGACUACAGCGUAAAGACACUUACAGUGGACAACAGCCAGGUGGCGCUGCAGAUGUGGGACACAGCAGGACAAGAGAGGUAUCGCAGCAUUACUAAGCAGUUUUUCCGCAAGGCAGAUGGAGUAGUGGUUAUGUACGACAUCAGUAAUGAGCAGACGUUUACAGCAGUGAGGUCAUGGCUGGCCAGUGUUCAGGAAGGUGCGGGUGAGGACAUUCCUGUCAUGUUGCUGGGCAAUAAGACAGACCUGGAGGGCCAGAGAGAGAUUCAGUUCAGAGCGGGUGAGAAGUUAGCUAAGGACUCUCAGUUGAUUUUCUUUGAGUGCAGUGCUUUCUCAGGCCACAAUGUAACAGAAUCUAUGAUCCACUUGGCAAGAAUUCUAAAGGAGCAAGAAGACAGAGAGAAAGAGAAAACGGUCAUUCUGGCAGACGGCCCCUCAAAAAAGAAGUCUUGCUGCUAGUAAAGAGCCCCCUUUGUUAAGCCACCACCUGCUAACCCUUCCCUUGUGCUGAGUGAUAGCUGUUUCGCCACUCUUUCUGGUGUUCAUGGUGAUGUACAUUUUACCCCGUUUUCUCUUUUUCUUACUCCACACUUUUAAUAGUCUGACACUUUUAGACACAUCUGUGUGUUUUUUCAAAGUUGUUUUUUAACUAAUGCCACACACUAGCAGUGUUAUGGUUAUUGUGGGGAAAGCCCAGGUUUUGCACUAUAAGGUUUUGGUGGAGUAACUGUCCGUAUAUUUCAUAUUGAGGGCAUAAUGAAUAGAGACACAUCAUGCUGAGAGCAAGCAUAAAGCUGCAUAGUGAUUUUGGCUGAAUACCCAAGAAGAAAAAUUUAUGAAGAAUAGUAUGUUUUAUACUUAUUAGUUCACAUUAGGAAUAAUAAGCUCACCUUAAAACUUGUGUUUACAGUGCAAAUGUUUACAUAACAGAAGUAUAAUAUCUUCAAAAGUCAAAAGCCAAACUGGAGUUUAUUUGGAGGUGAAAUUAAAUAUGUUAUGUUUUAAUUAUCUCCAAGAGUAUAAUUAUACUGUACAGAUAAGGGUGCUGCAAGACUGCUGAAUUUGAAAAGAAGGUGUAGUGUAGGAGGUUGUGUUGUGCUAGAAGAACAACUGACUGGGAAUUUGUGAACUGUAUAAAUUAUAAAUAUCCAUUUCAGGACCUGGAGUUUGUUCCUGUAUUGUUAUGUACUGUGUUAUGUUUUUUUUUUUUUUGACAUAUGGCCUAAAUCCACAAACUUUGCGCAAGCAAUUUAGUGCAAUCGGUGUUGACACCAGUCUCAAAUCUCAAUGGAAGCUUAAAGCUGUUCAUGUUCUCACUGUGGCACAGCGAUUUUUUCUAUUUAUCAAUAUGUCUUAUCUAGUGAAAUGUCUCACUUUGAAGUGUUUCUCUGUGGAACAAAAAGGGCUUAUGGUUCUUUAUUGCAACAAAUGAGUCUGAGGCCAUGAAACAAAUGACAAAUGGGAGCCCACAAUAUGGGGUCCUAUUUAGCUUUUCC
Messenger RNA from Colossoma macropomum (tambaqui), 3495 nucleotides. RefSeq names its product calcium release activated channel regulator 2Aa (gene cracr2aa). Gene Ontology annotation, molecular function: calcium ion binding; GTPase activity; GTP binding. The record is from RefSeq and is a predicted model, not a curated record. The transcript has 18 exons. Lineage: Eukaryota; Metazoa; Chordata; Actinopteri; Characiformes; Serrasalmidae. Bases 254 to 2458 code for a protein of 734 amino acids.